Syzygium oleosum is the source of this 3359-nucleotide messenger RNA. Its product is annotated as calcium-transporting ATPase, endoplasmic reticulum-type. Bases 100 to 3252 code for a protein of 1050 amino acids. The transcript has 7 exons. NCBI's taxonomy places the organism in Eukaryota, Viridiplantae, Streptophyta, Magnoliopsida, Myrtales, Myrtaceae. The record is from RefSeq and is a predicted model, not a curated record. Gene Ontology annotation, molecular function: ATP hydrolysis activity; ATP binding; P-type calcium transporter activity. Gene Ontology annotation, biological process: intracellular calcium ion homeostasis; calcium ion transmembrane transport. Gene Ontology annotation, cellular component: membrane.
UUCAUUCUGUGGUUACAGGGUGUGCUUGCAUGUAUGUGUGGUAACUUCAUCUGAACUUCAUUCUCCCGGUGAGGCUCUCGACUUCAUAUCGAAUUGUAAAUGGAGGAAACGCCAUUUCCAGCAUGGUCAUGGUCGGUAGAGCAGUGCCUAAGGGAAUACAAAGUGAAACCGGACAAAGGUCUAAGCACUUAUGAGGUUGAGAAGCUGCGCGAGAGAUACGGCUGGAAUGAACUCUCCAAAGAGAAGGGAAAGCCUUUAUGGCGGCUCGUCCUAUAUCAAUUCGACGAUAUCCUUGUUAAGAUACUUUUGGGUGCGGCAUUUAUUUCGUUCAUCUUAGCCUAUAUGCAUGGAAGUGAGUCGGUUGAUUCUGGUUUUGAGGCAUAUGUUGAACCCUUUGUGAUUAUGUUGAUUCUGGUGCUUAACGCCAUUGUUGGCGUGUGGCAAGAAACUAAUGCUGAAAAGGCACUUCAUGCCCUCAAGGAGAUGCAAUGUGAAUCUGGAAAAGUUCUGAGGGAUGCGUACUUGGUCCCUGAUUUGCCCGCGAGGGAGCUUGUUCCAGGGGAUAUAGUGGAAUUAAGGGUUGGUGACAAGGUCCCGGCCGAUAUGAGAGUCGUUUCUCUGAAGACAUUGACAUUCAGAGUUGAGCAGAGCUCAUUGACUGGUGAGGCAAUACCUGUUCUGAAAGGAACUGGUCCUGUUGUUAUGGUCGACUGUGAGUUGCAAGCAAAGGAAAAUAUGGUUUUUGCCGGUACUGUAGUUGUCAAUGGGAGCUGCAUGUGUGUUGUUGUAAGCACUGGAAUGAACACUGAGCUUGGGAAAAUUCAAAAGCAAAUACACGAGGCUUCUCUAGAAGAGACUGACACUCCCUUGAGAAAGAAGCUAGAUGAAUUUGGGGGCAGGCUUACCACUGCGAUUGGGCUUGUUUGUCUCGUCGUAUGGAUUACAAACUACAAAAACUUCCUCUCAUGGGAGGUUGUGGAUGGGUGGCCUGCAAAUGUGCAAUUCUCAUUCCAGAAGUGCACCUACUAUUUUGAAAUUGCAGUUGCCCUUGCUGUUGCUGCAAUUCCAGAAGGUCUCCCUGCAGUUAUUACGACUAGUUUAGCCUUAGGAACCAGGAAGAUGGCACAAAAGAACGCGAUAGUGCGGAAGCUUCCUAGUGUAGAAACUUUAGGAUGCACAACUGUGAUUUGCUCUGAUAAAACAGGAACUUUAACCACAAAUCAGAUGUCUGUUAGUGAAUUUUUCACUUUGGGGGGGAAGACCACUGCGUCACGGAUUUUCUAUGUGGAAGGCACGACCUAUGAUCCGAAAGAUGGCGGUAUUGUUGAUUGGAACUGCUACAAUAUGGAUGCUAACUUACAAGCCGUCGCAGAAAUCUGUGCAGUUUGCAAUGACUCUGGGAUAUAUAGUGAAGGUCGCCUUUUCCGAGCCACAGGAUUGCCAACUGAGGCUGCUCUCAAGGUUUUAGUUGAAAAGAUGGGAGUUCCAGAUGCUACGAUCAGGAAUAAAAUCCGUUAUGCGAGGCUUGCUGCAAACUACUUGAUUGAUAGCCGAUCAGUGAAUUUAGGCUGUUGUGAUUGGUGGAACAAAAGAUCAAGACGAAUUGCCACUUUGGAGUUUGAUCGCAUUCGGAAAUCAAUGAGUGUCAUUGCCCGGGAGCCAACAGGGCGUAAUCGCCUUCUUGUAAAGGGAGCCGUCGAGAGCUUACUGGAUCGUAGUUCACACGUACAACUGGCAGAUGGAUCUCUUGUUCCAAUUGAUGAACCUUGUAAGGAACUACUGCUUUCAAAACUUAUGGAGAUGUCUUCAAAGGGGCUGCGAUGCUUGGGAUUGGCAUAUAAGGAUGACCUCGGAGAAUUUUCGGACUACAACAAUGAUAGCCAUCCAGCCCAUGGGAAGUUGCUGGACCCCGCCUUCUACUCCUUUGUUGAAAGUGACUUAGUUUUUGUAGGAGUUGUUGGAUUACGAGAUCCUCCGCGUGAUGGAAUAGACAAGGCUAUUGAGGAUUGUCGAAGAGCAGGCAUUAAGGUCAUGGUGAUAACUGGCGAUAACAAGUCCACAGCUGAGGCCAUUUGCCGGGAAAUUAGAUUGCUCUCUGAAAAUGACGAUCUUAGGGGCAGAAGUUUCACGGGUAAAGAGUUCAUGAAUCUUUCUCCUUCGAAGCAAAAUGAAAUUCUGAAAAGACCUGGAGGAAUUGUUUUUUCUCGAGCGGAACCUAGGCAUAAGCAAGAAAUUGUAAGAAUGCUGAAGGAGAUGGGGCAUAUUGUUGCAAUGACUGGUGAUGGUGUGAAUGAUGCACCCGCACUUAAACUUGCUGACAUUGGUAUUGCCAUGGGCAUAACAGGAACAGAGGUGGCAAAAGAAGCUUCAGAUAUGAUUUUGGCGGAUGAUAAUUUUAGUACCAUAGUAUCGGCUGUAGCAGAAGGUCGCUCUAUCUACAAUAACAUGAAGGCUUUUAUUCGUUAUAUGAUUUCGUCAAAUGUCGGCGAGGUAAUUUCCAUUUUCUUGACUGCUGCAUUGGGUAUACCAGAAUGUAUGAUACCUGUGCAGCUUCUAUGGGUAAAUUUGGUUACCGACGGGCCGCCUGCUACAGCUCUUGGUUUUAACCCUGCUGAUGUUGAUAUCAUGCGGAAGCCACCCCGCAAAAGUGAUGAUGCAUUGAUCACGUCUUGGGUUUUCUUACGCUACUUGGUGAUUGGCACGUAUGUGGGCAUGGCAACUGUUGGCAUCUUCAUCCUGUGGUAUACACAGCCGUCUUUUCUGGGUAUCAAUCUUGUCAGUGAUGGCCAUACACUACUUGAACUUUCUCAGCUUCGCAACUGGGGAGAGUGCCCCUCAUGGUCAAAUUUCACCGUGACUCCUUUCACGGUGAGCGGGGGACAGACGAUUGCCUUCGUCAAUCCUUGUGACUACUUCACGGUUGGUAAAGUGAAAGCCAUGACUCUUUCACUCUCUGUCUUGGUGGCAAUUGAGAUGUUCAAUUCCCUGAACGCCUUGUCGGAAGACAGCAGCUUGCUCACAAUGCCUCCUUGGAAAAACCCUUGGCUUUUGAUGGCCAUGUCGAUCUCCUUUGGGCUUCACUGUCUUAUUCUCUAUGUUCCCCUCCUCGCAGAUGUGUUUGGAAUUGUUCCUUUGAGUUUGAGCGAGUGGUUGCUGGUCAUAUUGGUUUCUGCACCAGUAGUCCUUAUUGAUGAGGUUCUUAAGCUAGUAGGAAGGAGUCGAAGAUGGAGAACAAAAGUGAAGAGUGCAUAAUCCAGCUCACUAGAAAGUGUGACGAAAGAAACAACGAUUGUACUAACUCAUUUGGGAGCCUUUAUAAACAGUUCUCGUGUGAAUUAAGAUUCAUUGAUUUCGUACAA